CUACGCUUGCGCAGUUUAAGAGUUUUAUUUAAAUUGUUUGCUUUUACAAAUUGAAAGCGGAAGUGUGCUCAGGCGUUGAACAAAAUAUAUGUGUGUGUCGGGCCAAUUGUUUUUAACUAUUAUUUAUGGCAUGAAAGCAAUUUAAUUGUGUUGCGUGUAACAAGAUACAUUUGAUUGCUGCGUACACCAUUUGCUGUUGUAUUAGUGUGGGUUACAUUGUUACAUACAAACCGUGGCUAGAGGCCAGCCCCAGCCUGAGCUGCUGGCCAUUCAGCACAAACCGCAUUCCACAGAGCGGCGGCCACAGCACAGACCAUCAAUGAAAAAGUAAGCGCCAUGCAUCACCAUCAUCCGCCAUUGCCCAUAAUGAGCACGGCAAACGCGGUAGUGCCAGCAACGGUCGCCUCCUCGCAGUCGCAACAACCGCCGCCACAGCAGCAGCCACAACAGCGGCGUCGCAAAAAGCGUCCCAACUACGGCACACGUACCGUGGAGGUGCGUCGUGGCUAUAAUGGCUUUGGCUUUACCAUAUCCGGGCAGCAGCCAUGCCGCUUGUCCUGCAUCAUCAGUAAUUCGCCCGCCGAGCAGGCGGGUUUGCGCGCCGGUGACUUUCUCAUCUCGGUGAACGGCCUCAAUGUGUCCAAGCUGCCGCAUGAGACAGUGGUGCAGCUAAUUGGCAAUUCAUUCGGCAGCAUACGCAUGCAGAUUGCGGAAAACUAUUAUUCGGACAGUUCGGACGAGGAGAAUGCCAAUGCCACGUUGCUGAUACAGCGCAGUGCGCGCGGCCAACUGCUGGCGGCCAGCUUGGGACCGGGUGUACGCAACAAGCCGCGUUUCCUGCAUCACAAAUCCAAGAUGCACCGUCUGCGCAACUCCCCACAAAAGAAGCCCCCUGAGGCUGCUGAAGCUGUGGCGCCUGUGGUGAUAGCUGCCCUACCGGAUCAUGCCACGCUGCGUCCGGUGCUGGAGGAUGCGCCAUUGGCCAGUCUUGGCAAGGUUGCGGAUGUGGCCAAUGUUAGCGCCAUGGUGCGCGCCGUUGGCAGCGCUGCUCUGGAAUACCGUGUCAUUGUUGGCUAUCUGGGCACCAUUGAGAUGCCAAAACAGAUUUCGCACAGCUCCAAGCUGCAAACGGUGCGCUCCUGCAUACGCAAGCUGCGCCAGGAGAAACGACAGCCCACCAUUGUGCUCAUGUGCAUCACGCCGGACUCUCUUCGCCUGCAGAGUGCAGGCGGCGGCACACUGGCCACAUAUGCAUCGGCGCGGCUCAACUACGUCAGCUCCUCGUCCGAGAGCGAGAAUCGUUUCUUUGGCCUGGUCACCAGCGCCGUGCACAACACGCAAAUUGAUGAGGAAUAUGAACUGGAGGACAAGUCCAAUGCCAGCGGUGGCCACAUUAGUAUAUCGCACAGCUGUCAUGUCUUUGUCAUUGAUACUAAGCUAAUUGAGCAUGGACAGCAUUUGGCGCGCGCCCAUGAAUAUCGCUUGCAAUGCACCAGGGAUCCCAUUUCAAAUCUGUGCCUGGAGUUUCCCAAUAACUCGGAGUAUGUGGUGAAUCUCAUACGCAGUAUGUACACCAUGCGCAUCCUACCCCCUGCCAGCCGCAACCAACAGCCGCAGGAUUACGAGGCUGGUGCCGCCGCUGCUGCCCACUCACCGCAGCCGUCCAAUCACAGCGAGAUAUCAACAACCACCUCUAACUCGGAUUCGGGCAUUGGCUUCAACAAUGACUGCACCAACAUAUCUGAUCGCAUUUUGGUUGUGGACUUUGCCGGCGCACCGGCGGCGGCUGCUCUUGGCCUUGCGCCCAUGGCCCCUGCUGCAGCGCGUCCAUUGGGCAUUGUGGGCGUGCCCGAUAAUCGCCUGACUGUGCGCGCCAUGCCAGAUCCCGAUCGCAAGUCACCGUCUGCGUCCUGUUCAUUGCGUCGCCCCAAUUUACUGGCCAGCUUCAAUCUGAUCAAGAGUCCGGCUACAAACCUCACGGCCACGCGCUCCUGCGAUGAUGUUCUGAAUCUCUUUGUGGAUGAAUCGCCUGUGCUUGCUGCUGUCGCCUCCAUGGAUGAUAUUUCACUGCAUUCCACCGCACCCUCGCUGGAUGAACCGCACACGUUUGUGCAUCCAGCAUGCGUGCCCCGCAAGACGCGACGCUCUAUACAGCCAAUGGCCACAGCUGCGACAGCCCCAGAGCCAACUCCAUCCAAACUUAGCGCCCAAGUCUUUGGCAAGCCGCGUUCGCGACAAUCGCUGGGCUUUGAGGCCAUCGAUAGCAUCCAGUCACCUGGUCUGGCCUGCGUCGAUCAGCCCAUGGACACCUGGACCAGUCUGCAGAACUUACACAAUGCAAUUAAUCCGAUUACGGAUCCACCAUCAUCUUCAUCCACACAUUGCCUACUAGAAGCUACCAACAGUGAACCGGAUCUGGGGAACCGCGCACUGCCCACCAAUGCGUCGCCCUUUCGUCGCGCCUGGGGUCAAUCAUCGUUUCGCACGUCGCGCGCCGACAAGGUGGCCAAAUCAGGGUCUGGCAGCAGUCCAUUAGUGCGACGCACUGCCUCCAUGAAUGCCUCCGACAACGAUGUGUACAUCAAGACGCUCAUGCUGGACGAGCUCAAGCCGGCCAAGCAACAGUCGCAGCAGUUGGCGAUCUUUCAAGUGCCGCAAAUACUCACAACACCGGCGCCGCCAUCCAGCGUAAUGGUCAAAGCUGCCGCUGGCGGCGUUGGUGAAUCAACGCUGGAGCUAGCGUCACAGCCGGAGCAAGGGGGCCCCAGUUGUUGGGGCACAUCCUUUGAGCGCAUGCUGCAAGAUGCCGCCGGCAUGCAGACCUUUGCGGAAUUUCUCAAAAAGGAAUUCUCGGCGGAGAACAUCUACUUUUGGACUGCCUGCGAGCGCUACAAAUGCUUGGAAUCGGAGCCGGAGCGCGUGACGGUGGCACGAGAAAUCUUUGGCAAACAUUUGGCCAACAGCAGCAGCGAUCCGGUCAACGUGGACUCGCAGGCGCGCAAUCUUAGCGAUGAGAAACUGGCCAGCGGCGCCUCGGACAUCUUUGCGGCGGCACAAAAGCAAAUUUUUAACCUGAUGAAAUUCGAUAGCUAUCAGCGCUUCAUACGCUCCGACCUGUACAAGAGCUGCGUGGAGGCGGAGCAGAAGCAACAGCCGCUACCCUACACGGGCGCCGAUCUGGAUGAGCUGCUGAAGACAAAUUUUCACGUAGUGGCCUCGCCCAAGCUCAAAAAAUCUGCAAGCAAUGCCGAGGAUCGGCGACGUAAAAGUCUAUUGCCCUGGCAUCGCAAGACGCGCAGCAAAUCCCGCGAUCGCAGCGAACUGAUGGCCGAUCUGCAGCAGACGCUGAUGCCACCGCCACAAGCACCAGGAUUAGCUCCGCCACCACCACCAUUGCUGGCGCUGCUGGCUGGUGGCUCGGUGAGCGAUCUGCAUAGUUCCCGCUCCUCGUUGUCGUCCUUCGAUGCGGGACAGCCCGGACAGGGUGCCAGCGCAGACAGCGUGUGCUCCUUGUGUCGUGUCAUACUCACCGAUGGCGCCACAACUAUUGUGCAGACACGUCCCGGUGAGACGGUGGGUCAGCUGGUGGAGCGUCUGUUGGAGAAACGUAACCUGGUCUAUCCCUACUAUGAUGUUGUGUUCCAGGGCAGCAACAAGUCCAUAGAUACGCAGCAGUCCUCACAAAUGCUGGCCGGCAAAGAGGUGCUAAUCGAGCGUCGAGUAGCCUUCAAACUAGAUUUGCCCGAUCCCAAGGUCAUAUCGGUCAAAAGCAAGCCCAAGAAGCAGCUACAUGAGGUUAUCCGGCCCAUUCUAAACAAAUACAACUAUCAAAUGGAAAGGGUGCAGGUCCUGCUGCGCGACACUCAGGCGCCGCUUGAUUUGAUGCAGCCUGUCACUGUGGCAGAUGGCCAACGGCUGCAGAUAGCACUGAUCCAGCCGGAUUUUCAGCAAGGCGGCGGCAGUAGCAUGCCGCCGAAGCAUAGCAAACCAAUGAAGCCGCUGCCCACGCUUGCGCCAGAUUCCACGCAGGGCCAGCUGGAUGAGCUCACCAACAAGAUGUUUAAUGAGCUGCUGCAGAGCAAGGCAGUUGCCGUAGCGGCGGCGUCAGCGUCAACGCCGCACAAACCAAGCGAUCUGUGCUCCAUGAAAUCAAAUGAAGCACCCUCGGAGAGCUCCUCCUCGCUAUUUGAGCGUAUGCGACGCCAACAUCGCGAUAAUAGCAACAUUCCAGGCAGCAAGCUGCCCAAGCUCAAAAAGAAAUCCACAAGCAGUCAACAUUCCGAGGAGGCAGGCCCAGCUGCAGUACCAAAUUUAGAUCCAAAAAAACCCAUCAUAGCAAAGCUAAAGGCGGGCGUCAAACUGCAGUCAACGGAGCGAGUAGCGGAGCAUCAGGAUGAACUACUCGAGGGCCUAAAGCGUGCGCAAUUGGCGCGCCUGGAGGAUCAGCGCGGCACAGAGAUCAACUUUGAUUUGCCCGACUUUCUCAAAAACAAAGAGAAUCUCAAUGCGGCUGCCUCCAAGCUGCGCAAGGUGCGCGCCAAUUUGAGUCCAGUUAAUAAGACCAGCAACACCCCGGUGGAUGCGCCACAGCCAGCGCCGCGGCAUUCUAUUACACGCGGUCAACAGCCGCAGUCGCCCAUGAAGGUGGAUCUGGAGCAGGAGACAGAGUUACCGGCGAUGUCAACGCCCAUUGAACAGCAGGAGCUACAGGAAUUUGCCAAAGCGCCGCCACCGUUGCCGCCCAAGCCAAAGGUGUUGCCUAUUAAGCCAUCAAAUUGGGGCGUGGCAAAUACCCCGCCCAAUGGCAACAACAGCAACAAAUUCUCGCCUGCAAAGCUCACAUCCACAAAAACGGCGUCGACGACGACGACAACGUCGCCCACAAUCACGGCCAACACUUUGUCUUUUGCCGGCAAAUUGCCACUGGAGAUGGCACGCAAAUCGCUGGAGCAGGCGAGUACACGUUGUGCCUACCUCGAUGAGCCCAGCAGCAGCUUUGUUUAAUCCUAAGCCCACUUAUCGAUCUUCUGUCUGAUCUUUGUACAUACUUUUAUAUAUAUUUAUUUACACUUGUAUUGUAUUUUUAAAGUGUCCCAUCAGAAGGAACCAUGACGAACGUAGCAGUCCACAACUGCUCCACGAAGUGAUCGUGUGUAUUUAUAAUUAGCUGCACCUAAUCUUAAGUUUAACUGAGUAAAUAAAUGCCUAUAUAUACCUAUAUUGCCAUAAGUUUUUAACUAAUUACAUUUUUGCUUACACACACAUAUUUGUGUAAAUAUUGUUAAAAACAUCUGGUUGUAAAACUCUGUCCAAUUUCAAAUACGAAAUAGGCUGUAUUAUACAGAAUCCCAUACAUUUGUGCAUAAAUUUUUCUUCGUUUAUCAAUUAUCAAAAUAUAUUUUAAAUAGUACUGGUUACUAUGUCAAUCGAAAUCGUCAUUCAAACAUAGGGCCUAAUAUAUAAUAUUAUUAUAAUAUUUAAAAAAGCCUCAAAUAACUCAAAUAAUUAAAAAUAACGAAUAGCGGACCGACCGCGACCACUGCAUAAUAUUUCAAAACACAUUUUAAUUAUAUUUUUAUUUCCCUACUCUCUCAUAUAUAAAGACCUGUUGCUUGUAGAAUUUCUCAUUCAAAGCUAAACAGAAUGAGGAUUAUCAUGCAGCUCAGUGUCCUUCUGUGCCUGUUACUGAGCCUGGCGACAGCUUUCAAACUAAAUAAAGCCACUAAGCUACGAAAAGAAAUUUCAGACGUUUGCACGCUAGAUGCCCAAUAUGGUGAUUGUAAAGGGCACCAGUGGAAAUGGUAUUAUGACUUCGUACGCGACCGUUGCAGAGAGUUUGACUGGAGCGGCUGUGGCGGCAAUGCAAAUCUCUUUCAUAGUCAAAGCAGCUGUAUGAAUUACUGCUUGAACCCGAGCAACAAAUACAAUAUGCAAGAUUUCGAAAAUGAAAAUGAUGAUGAGUAAAUAAAUAAGUUGUCUAACUUUAAAAAUAAAAAUGUA
Messenger RNA from Drosophila montana, 6000 nucleotides. RefSeq names its product locomotion defects (gene loco). The record is from RefSeq and is a predicted model, not a curated record. Lineage: Eukaryota; Metazoa; Arthropoda; Insecta; Diptera; Drosophilidae. The coding region runs from base 337 to 5004 and encodes 1555 amino acids. Gene Ontology annotation, molecular function: protein binding; GTPase activator activity. Gene Ontology annotation, cellular component: cytoplasm; nucleus; plasma membrane. The transcript is spliced from 6 exons. Gene Ontology annotation, biological process: regulation of G protein-coupled receptor signaling pathway; signal transduction.